Messenger RNA from Eimeria tenella, 531 nucleotides. RefSeq names its product SAG family member. Lineage: Eukaryota; Apicomplexa; Conoidasida; Eucoccidiorida; Eimeriidae. The record is from RefSeq and is a predicted model, not a curated record. Bases 1 to 531 code for a protein of 176 amino acids. The transcript has 4 exons.
AUGUCUCUGUUCUGUGGACACAAGACAGCAAGCACAAGCGCAAACGUAACCGGAACAGCUGAAACGGUUGAUUGCUUACCUGUGAUGAACGAAACGAGAACACCUCCUGGACCCGCUGCGUUUGAGAAGGCAACUGAUGAACUACAAUUGCUGCCAAAAAGCUCUCCUCCGGGAAGAAAGAUAACAGCUGAAACACUGUGGAACGAAAUCUGCAAAGAAAUGACAGGGAACCCUGUGGUCAGCUGUGCCUUUGUCACCUGCACAACAGCAGAAUCAUUUGCUGCUCCAUCCAUGUCUAAAAGUCACAGAGGCCGGGCAUCAAGAAGACUUCAAGAGAAGCCUACUACUGCCAUUAUCUGCUUAACGAACCCGGUGGCACUGACUGCUAAUGAAGCUCCAUUCAAGGAAGAUGAAUGGCAGAAGAUCGUUCACGCUAUAGUUGGCAAUGAAGUGGGCAACGGAAUUUUACGAGUCAGACCGUCAUCGGCACUUGUGUUCCUGAUGACCGUUUUGGUCUACAGCCUUUUUUAG